Messenger RNA from Chiloscyllium plagiosum (whitespotted bambooshark), 4673 nucleotides. NCBI's taxonomy places the organism in Eukaryota, Metazoa, Chordata, Chondrichthyes, Orectolobiformes, Hemiscylliidae. The record is from RefSeq and is a predicted model, not a curated record.
UGGGAGCUCCCCGGGAGUGACGCGCCUGGCUCGCGGGGUGUCACCCCCUGGGGAAAUGGAAUAUCAGGCUAACACCUGGAUACUUACCCUAAACACUCUGCAAGAUUCAACACACUGGAAGAGAACGCACAUUCCACCUUCCAUGUCAGAUUUGUGUGCUUAAGAGAAUAACAUUCACAGAUACUCCACUUGAAUUGGUAUUUAAACAUUGGCUUGAGUGGUAAAGCAAAGCUGGAAUCGCUUUCUGGUCAGAUGCUGGUGAACCGUGAGUGGUUUAACUUGUGACUUGCGCUCAGACAGUCAAGUCAUUUACCAAAGCCGCCUUGUGCAUUGACAAACCAUCUCGGCCUCUGUCAAAUGAAUUUUUUGUUGUUGGCUUUAAAGGCGUUACAAAGAAAGCCCUGUUUCCCGGAGAGCGCGAGAGGGAUGUGUAGAUGUGAAGCCCAGUUCAGUGAAACAUUGAUGCAAUUGUGUCCAUCCCAAAAAAGUUGGAGACGCGUCUUUCCUUUUUCGUCAGCGUUUUAGAAUUCUGUGGCCAUCUGACUUUGCUCUCUAGCCGCUGAUAUUGGUGAAGCUUUAAAUAUGCUACUGGCUAUCAGACAGGAAAAGGCCAAGAAGCAGCAGGAUCGUCUUAUUAACAAUGACCCGAGAUCCGCGAGGCGCUGGCAAUGUGUUUUAUAACAUUUCCAGCAAAACUUUUCAUUUAAUCCUUUCAUCGCUGUGGGCAAAAUAUUCUGGUUCAAUUAUAUAUAUAUUUAAAAUCAUCAUUGAGAUGUGGUCAAGUCAAACAACAUGCCAAUAUAGAAUGAUCUCAAAUACAAACGACUAUUGAGAGAGACCAGUCACUGUUUAUCCUCCAACCCUCCUAACACCACGGGGCUUCCCCAGAUUUCUUUAUCCCACCUUUCAGCAAUCGUGGAGCUAACCCUAUAUUAAAUGUUGACACAGGCACCAUUCUUCAGUUGGCUACGAGAAAUCAACUGCCCUCCUUAUCUGGAGGUGAAAUUGUAUGGGAUUGUUUUAGCAAGAAGAUGCGUUGUAAAAACCUGACCUCCAUCCUGCGGAUUGUGGGGACAACUCUAUUCGGUCUUGCUCUUUUGCUGGGAAUCGCAGCUGCCUAUAUCGUAGGAUAUCAGUUCAUAGCCACAGACAAUUAUUACUUUUCCUUUGGACUCUAUGGAGCAAUUCUAGCCCUGCAUCUCCUGAUUCAAAGCCUCUUUGCAUUCUUGGAGCACCGGAAAAUGAAGCGCUCCCUGGAAACCCCCAUCAAAUUAAACAAAUCGGUCGCUCUGUGUAUUGCUGCCUACCAAGAAGAUCCUGAUUAUCUGAGGAAGUGUUUGCUGUCCGUCAAAAGGCUGACCUACCCAGGGAUGAUCGUCAUCAUGGUUAUAGAUGGGAACAGUGAAGAUGAUCUGUACAUGAUGGACAUCUUUGGCGAGGUCAUGGGGAGGGAGCGAUCAGCCAGCUUUGUGUGGAAGAGCAACUUCCACGAGAAGGGCCCAGGUGAAAGCGAUGAGUCCCAUGGGGAGAGCAUGCAAUAUCUCACAAGGCUGAUCAGGUCUAACAAGAGCGUGUGUGUAAUGCAAAAGUGGGGAGGCAAGCGAGAAGUGAUGUACACUGCAUUCAAGGCACUGGGACGCACUGUGGAUUAUGUGCAAGUAUGCGACUCAGAUACGAUGCUAGAUCCUGCAGCAACUGUGGAAAUGGUAAAAAUUCUGGAGGAGGAUCCAAUGGUCGGAGGGGUUGGUGGUGAUGUUCAGAUUCUCAACAAAUAUGACUCCUGGAUUUCAUUCCUUAGUAGCGUCAGGUAUUGGAUGGCGUUUAACAUUGAAAGAGCCUGUCAGUCCUACUUUGGCUGUGUGCAGUGCAUUAGUGGUCCCUUAGGGAUGUACAGAAAUGACUUACUCCAUGAAUUUAUGGAGGACUGGUACAACCAGGAGUUCCUGGGUUCACAGUGCAGCUUUGGGGAUGACAGGCACUUGACAAACCGUGUCCUCAGUCUAGGAUAUGCCACAAAAUACACAGCGAGAUCGAAAUGCCUGACUGAAACCCCAACACAAUACCUGAGGUGGUUAAACCAGCAGACCCGCUGGAGUAAAUCCUAUUUCAGGGAAUGGCUGUACAAUGCCCUGUGGUUCCACAAGCAUCAUUUGUGGAUGACGUACGAAGCAGUAAUCACUGGAUUCUUCCCUUUCUUCCUCAUAGCCACUGUCAUCCAACUUUUUUACCGGGGAAGGAUUUGGAAUAUUCUUCUGUUUCUCCUCACUGUCCAACUCGUGGGUCUCAUCAAGUCAUCUUUUGCCAGCUGCCUGAGGGGCAACAUUGUGAUGAUCUUCAUGUCUCUCUAUUCUGUACUGUACAUGUCCAGCUUACUGCCUGCAAAGAUGUUUGCAAUCGCUACCAUAAACAAAGCGGGCUGGGGGACGUCGGGAAGGAAGACCAUUGUGGUGAAUUUCAUUGGGCUGAUCCCAGUCUCGGUCUGGUUCAGCAUACUUCUGGGAGGGGUCAUGUAUACUAUAUACAACGAGACCCGAGAUCCAUUCUCUGAUUCUGAGCAGACAGUUCUCAUUAUUGGGGCGAUCCUCUAUGCUUGCUACUGGGUCUUGCUGUUAACUCUGUACGUCGUGCUUAUCACCAAAUGCUGCCGGCGGAGAAGCGAGCAGCAAUAUGACAUGGUUCUCGAUGUAUGAUGUUUACACGCACAUGUGUCAGUCUUAUUGACACGUCACAAAAUCUUGAGCAUCUGGUGGCAUUAACAGGUGGUUGUCACCAAAGGAUAUGAAUCAUUGCUGCUGUCACUUCAAGAAAUGCAAUAAAUAUUCAUAUGGUUGUGCCAAAGAAACGAAAGUACCUUUGAUCUGCCAUACAAUUCAGGCUGAAGGAACCAAUCUGUGUGGAGCAAUUGUGACCAUUUUGAUGUCUGCACUUUUAAAAAAAAUCUUUCAUUGGGCAAAAUGCUUGAUGGUGUCUCGGAAUACCUCACCUGCAGUGCUUGUGGAUGGCGGGGUGAACUUUAGCAUUUGAACGCUUGAAACAAUUCUCCUGCCCACUCCUUUAUAUUAAACCUCAGCUGAUGUCUCUUCAAACCAAGCCAUAUUGACUGUGUGCAAGUAAAUGGGCCCUGACUAUACUUCCUCCUUUACAACUAUUGGCUUCCAGGCCUGGAAGUUGACUUUUUUUUUAUAUAUGUUUUUCAGAACAUAGGCUGACGUUGUAGUAUUUUGUGUAAGUUUACCUAUAUUUGUAUUUUCACGGGAACCAGCAGACCGAAUUCUGCCUAUCUUAAUGAUUGUUUGUUUCUAUUUUAAUAAUCAAACCAAAGAUUUAUUGCCAUUAUUAAACCUUUCCUUGAGUGACUUAUGUGAAUAUGUGAAUGAAAAUGUGAAUUGUUGCAACAGCUGAUUUUAUACCAAUGACAAUUUUGAUGUAUUGCAGUAAGAAAUGUCUAGUGUCAUCAAGAAAACAAUUGACCUUGGAUCAUGGACUAAAGUGGAAUUAGAGAACAUCUUUGCAGUUGAUCUGUCUCUUGGUUUCUUUGUUCCUAAAGAGGCAAUUAGAGAGAUAUCACUGCUAGGUUCUGUGAUAGAUUUCAAGCUAGGCAAUUGGAAUUAAGGUCCCACUGUUAACUGCCACUUGGCAUUAACUGUUCCAAGUGGGAUGAGCUUUAUUGGAUCUUGGCUAGACUAGGAAGUGUUACCUGGGAAUCUAAACUCUCCCAACUUGCCAAGGGAUGGGCUAAGGAGAUGUGGGGAAGAAUCAAAAUUGUUUCCGUUCAUACUAUUGCAAGUGUGAGCUGAUAAUGGGAAAGAUAUUGUAGCCCUAGUCUGUUUCACCAUAUCCUUGUCUGCUGAAGUUAAGUGAAAAUGCAAAACCAAAAAUCCUGUGGGCCGACUUAAUAACAAUUUUGACAGAAAGCGAUUCAUCUUUUCCAAAGUCUUGAAAUUAUGCAUGAAUUUAAAUGGAUUGUUGUGGAAUAAUCCCAUACCACUAUAAGAAAGGAAACAUUAGCUUAGAAAAAGAAAUGUUAUAUGAUGUCUGGCAAGACAAUACAGUCAAUGGCUGUAGUACCAGCUGUAGUCCCCUCAACUUCUGUGUGACGACUUGACAUUUCUACAACACAUUUAUGGGCAUAACACACACAUAAUAGCAACUGAAAAUGUUAAAUGCUGAUAACAACAUUGCAAAUGACAUUUUUAAAGAAACAUGAGAUUCUCAUCUUUGUCACUGAAAAGAAAAAGUUUGUGAAUAUACUGUCAUAAGUGAACAAGACACUCUAGUAGGAGGUGGAAUCCAUAGGUUUACAUCUGGGAUUAUGAGUAACUAUAUUGCGUCUGCUAGACGCUGAAAUUUUGUUUACAUUUCCUGGUUAGAAUUGACUUCAUUUUCUGAAGUAAAUAGAAUGAAUGGUAACUUUCUUGGUGUAUUCAGCAUUAUUACAUUUCUUAUUAGAAGAUAAUUUUUGACAUGUUAUUGCAAAUAAUAACCAAAAAUGUACAUGCAAAUCAUUAAAUCUCUUAAAUUUGCAAACAUCUGGAAGUCUUACGUAGCCUAUAUCACUCGUUGUAGAAUGUUAACCCAGCUGCCUGUAUUUAUUUAAGCAAUAUUGCAACAUAUUCCAAAAUACAGAUUGUAAUAGAUAAAGUUAUGAUUCCUACGUGAAUAAAUAUUUUUGA